GGCCGACUACUCUAAAACCCCAAGACAGUAUUUCAGUAUCAUGGCAAGCUUCUUCAUUCAGUCAGCUCGAAAAACCCUUUCGUCUUCCUCCACUUUUUCUAAAACCCUAAUUCAUGGCGCCACCUCUGCAUUUUUUUUCCAAUCCAGACCCUAUGCAACUGAGUUAAUGACAAAAUCACCCUUCGUAGCUAACAUUCUCAGAAUCCUCCGCACCGAGAUCCAGUACCAGUCCGAGUACGCACCUCCCCUUCCGCCUGCUACGAAAUUCAACUCGUUUACUGUCGAAGAUCGAGCAGGAGAGCAAUGGAUGAUGAUGAAUAGGAAAUUUGGAGAAGAUGAAGAUGUUAAAAUUGAAGUUACAAUGUUUGAUGGCAUGGUCUCUGUUCCUAAAGUGGAAGAGGAUAGCUCUGGGGAACAAGUGCGUCUUCACAUUACUGUAAUCGUUGAUGUUUCCAAGGGUGAUGGCUCUGGUUCACUGCAGUUUGUGUGCUCCGCCUGGCCAGACGCUUUAGAAGUACAUAAAGUUUAUGUGCUCAGUCGUGAUAACAAGCUGAUCAGACCUUACAUGGGACCCCAUUUCAGGAAUUUGAGCGGUGAGCUUAGGAAGACCUUACGUGAGUACUUAGAGGCACGAGGGGUAAAUGAUGAAUUAUCUGGUUUCUUGCAUAAUUAUAUGAUGAACAAGGAUAGAAUUGAACUUAUUAGAUGGUUGGGAAAUGUUAAAUCUUUUGUUGAGAAAUAGGGGGAUUUAGCUAGUCGUAAAAUGGCUCACUAUUUAAUUUUAAUUUCACAUUGACUAACAAUAAGUUGUAUUUGAGAGCAAUGAUCUUGGUUCUAUUGUUAGUUCUUUGAAUGCAUCGAAUGCCGUGACCCAAAAAUGAAUUAUUCAUAUUAGUUUUUUUGAUAGGCUUUUGUUUGAGUUUAAAUGUCUAGUAUUAAUGAAAGAUUGCUGUAUGAAUUUGAACUAUUUGAGUUUACUUUUCAUCGAAUUAAGUAGUUGGUUUAAAGUAAGGAGUUGGGAACUA
Mangifera indica (mango) is the source of this 1025-nucleotide messenger RNA. RefSeq lists its product as uncharacterized. The transcript is spliced from 3 exons. The coding region runs from base 41 to 742 and encodes 233 amino acids. NCBI's taxonomy places the organism in Eukaryota, Viridiplantae, Streptophyta, Magnoliopsida, Sapindales, Anacardiaceae. Gene Ontology annotation, cellular component: mitochondrial matrix. The record is from RefSeq and is a predicted model, not a curated record.